Aspergillus chevalieri is the source of this 906-nucleotide messenger RNA. RefSeq lists its product as uncharacterized. Lineage: Eukaryota; Fungi; Ascomycota; Eurotiomycetes; Eurotiales; Aspergillaceae. The transcript has a single exon. Bases 1 to 906 code for a protein of 301 amino acids. The record is from RefSeq and is a predicted model, not a curated record.
AUGAAAAUGGACUCUUGGCAACGCAACCUCCGCAUGAUGCACCAUCUCAACGAGUUCCUCGACCUCGACUCGGCCAAAUCUAACGUCGUCGAUGAAUUCGUCUCCCUCUUCAACGCCAUCCGCGAAGGUCUCACGCACAUCGAUGACGAUUUCCAGAUCCCCGAUUCACAAAUCAACAUGUUGUUCCUGUCGAAAUUGAAAUCGCGGCCGGAAUGGGCCGAUUGGGCGACGGCCUUGCUGCGCGAUCCGCAGGUAAAUGGUUCUGACUCGACAGCGCGGAUCUCGUUUCAGGAAUUGGCCCGGUGGGCUAGGGAGGAGGAAAAGGCGAUCCAGGUGCGGGAGGAAGAAGAGGAAGAGGAAGACCAUGACUCAGGGAUUGAGCUACCGGUUCAACCACCGCCGUCGACGUUGCCGGCUGAUCAUGAGAGCGCGAUUGAUCCGAUGGGUUGGGAUGGUGCAGCGCCAAGGAUACAGAGCAGAUCUCGGGCGCUUACUCAGGAUGAGAUCAACGCAUUUGUCGUCCAGAAGAUGAACCAGGAAGGGGUCUACAGAAGCGGGGGUACCAAAGGUCACCGCAAACGACCUAGUCAAGAAGAAAUCAAUCAAUACGUGGUUGAACAGAUGCGCAGAGAACAGGACCGGGGAACGCGAGCGCGAAGCUACAGUCAGCCAGAGCCGAGGAUUGCAAAUCGUCACCACCAAGAACAACACAUGGGACGUCAGCAGUCGGCACGAGUCCCUCGUUGCAGGUUCUGCGGUGAUCUCCAUCCGUCGGAUCGUUGUUGGCGUCGCUGGAGAGUAGCCGUCGAGGCACCCCAGGCCAACUUCUUCCCUAAGCGAGUGGAAUACCGUACCGAGGUUCCCGGUCAACCGCCUAUGUAUCGCACUGGGUUUACUCUCUACUGA